AUGGAGUUCAUGGUGGUAUUGGUGUGCCUCAUAUUUAGCGUUUUGUCAACGAUAGAACAAUACAGUAAUUUUGCGAAUGAAACUUUGUUUUGGAUGGAAAUAUGUUUGGUGUUUUUUUUUGGAUUCGAGUACUUAGUGAGGCUAUGGAGCGCCGGCUGCAGAUCAAAGUACAUGGGAUGCUGCGGUCGUUUGCGAUUCAUACGCAAACCCAUUUGUAUUAUAGAUUUAAUCGUAGUCGUUGCAUCCAUGGUGGUGCUGUCAGUGGGAAGCAAUGGACAAGUAUUUGCCACGUCCGCAAUUCGUGGUAUUCGGUUUCUACAGAUUCUGCGAAUGCUUCAUGUCGAUCGGCAGGGCGGCACUUGGCGACUACUUGGGUCUGUUGUCUUCAUUCAUCGACAGGAAUUGAUAACAACUCUGUACAUCGGUUUCCUCGGUCUUAUUUUCAGCAGUUAUUUUGUGUACCUUGCUGAGAAAGACGCCGUUGGGCCUGAUGGAAAAACCGAUUUCUCGAGUUAUGCUGAUGCGUUAUGGUGGGGUGUGAUCACAGUAACAACAAUAGGCUACGGUGACACAGUACCCCAAACGUGGAUGGGAAAAAUAGUAGCCUCCUGUUUCAGUGUAUUUGCCAUAUCGUUCUUCGCACUUCCAGCGGGUAUCCUUGGUUCUGGUUUCGCACUCAAAGUCCAACAAAAACAACGUCAGAAACACUUCAACCGUCAGAUACCAGCGGCAGCAAUGUUGAUCCAAUGUCUUUGGCGAUGUUAUGCGGCGGACAAGGCCAUCAACAGCGUUGCUACAUGGAAUAUUUACAUAAAGGACCCAGCACCACCGGGUCAACCAUCCACUCCACUUGGAAAGUCUCUGAUGAUCCAGGUGGCUAAAAAGGCGAGUGUCCUGAAGAGGCGGAAAUCGAGAAAUCGAAUGGAGAUGCAAAAUCAACAGCAGCAAACGCCAUCACAACCGUCUGUCCCUGUAUCGGGCGGCACAACGGGAACACAGACUGACAGUAGGAUUGAUAAUGAAGGAGAUGUGGUUUUUUAUAUGGAAGAACCCAAAUCGGGCACACCCAAUCGAGUGAGACGAGAUAACCGGGGUAGUUUAUUCACAUCUCAGACAAGCUCAGUGACAGAAGCGGCGAGUGACGAAAUCGACAUCGACAUCGAUGAGCCACAACGAGUUACGACGCUGACAGAGGCACACAGAAAUGCGAUAAGAGCCAUCAGAAAGAUCAAAUAUUUUGUGGCACGAAGGAAAUUUCAACAGGCGAGAAAACCCUAUGAUGUGCGCGACGUAAUCGAGCAGUAUAGCCAGGGGCACUUGAAUAUGAUGGUUAGAAUUAAGGAGCUGCAGAGGAGAUUGGAUCAAACCCUUGGUAAGCCGGGAAGCUACCUAGCAGGAAUCGACCGGGCUGGCAACAUAAAACCUAUGACGAUUGGUGCCCGUCUGUAUCGAGUCGAGCAGCAGCUUUCCGUAAUGGAUAAAAAACUCGAUCAACUGGUGUACGUAUUAAACGCAGUGGCCCAAAAACAACAAAUACCAUUGAGAAGCAUCGAGGACGACGUGUAACAGAGCGCCCCCAAUGAAUUUAUACAUGCAAUAUGUCAUCAUACUCAACCUCGAUUAACCAUAACCACAGUUGUACCAGAAAUGCUCAGCAGAGCUCAUUGAAUGCUCUCAGGCUAUACAAACAAAUUGGGCUGGGUGGAAUCUGUGGUAUAGUUAACUUGAAAACGCCAUAAAACGCUCCAUGCUCGCUCGAAUUGCCGAUAAACGCAUGAUCUCUCAAUCGCGCCGAUGAAUUCCUUUGAUUUUUUUUUAAAGCUUCACGAUAACGAAGUAGUUGAAUUCUUGAGAGAUGGCUGAUACGCACAGAACAAGAUGCAACAACCAAUAAUCAAGAGAUGGAGAAUAAUUCACGUACAAACCACAAUGAUUUUCCAUCGAAAAUAGGAUGGACUGUUUCCACGAUAAAUUGAUCAUCCACCUUUCACUCAAUAUGAAUGAAUCAAUAUAUUUCGACUAUAAUACGAUCUUAUCGCACAGUAUUGGAGAGUUGAUGCUCUCUAUCAGUAAUGAGAAAAUGGGAACCAUAGAGAAGAUAUUUUAGCAAUAAAUUUUUAAAAUUGAUCGAUAAUGUUAUCGGGAAACGUCGGUCCAAUGGAGUCCUAGAGAUUUAUUUUCUUUUCCAUUUUCACUGCUCGUGUGAACCCAAUUAAUUAAGCUAAUUGAAUACGAGUUGAACAAAUAUUGUAAAUACAUUAAUUGAACGAAAUAAUACCGGUGAAUUAUAAUUAGAGCGAGCUUCGUAGGAGAAUACGAUCGACCGUAUUUUCAACGAUAAAGUAAUAAAUAGAUGAUUAAACUGCAGUUUGUAGGGUCCAAAAUGAAUGUAAACGGUGGGAAAACGAUUAGCUAUGAAUGUGGGAUAAUUUACAAGUGCACGGUGAAAUGAAUCAUGAAAGUUAUUCAGUGAAAUUAGUAUGGAUCCCAAUUGAAUGGACAAAUGAGUGGAUGGGAGCGCUGUGCAUGCACCAUAAUAUGGAUAACGUAAUCGUAGAAUGCAUCGCUGCAAAUUCAUUUCAGUGCAUAUUCCGGACGGAUAAACGAACAAUUGACCGAGCAUAUGAGGGAGAUACUGAUACAAGCGUGUAUUUUUUUUUCCAAUGGUAGAGGCAGGAAUUUUACUCUUAUAAAAUAAAUAACAGUGCUUUGAGCCUACAAUUGCAUCUUUUGCACAUUCUAUGGUGCCUCUCAUUCUACUUCACUAUGAGAUAUUUGAAUUAGAUAGAUGACAUUAAGCGAGUAACAAUAAAUAAAUUGCUGAGAGUUGUAAUUAUCUUGAUAAUGAGUAAUAAGUUGUUGACAAUUACUCACAACUUAUGCUUGUGAAUUUCCUUAGCACCGAUAACAAAAUCAGCGAUUAUUGAUUUUAGACAAUUGUCAUUUUUAUAUUGUAAGGUAAAUAUUUCAUAGUUUCAGGAAGCUUCACAAAUUGAAUAUUCUGCAUUUUUUUAUACUAAUACGCUUGUUUUGAUUAUUCGGUUCUUUUUCAUUUGCGGAAGACUAGUAGAUUUGUAAAGUUCAUUAAUUAUAUGCAGACAUUCAUCAGUGGAGGAUUAUCGAUACUGUAUUUUUAAUUGUAAUCGAACUUUUUUCGAAAUAAUUCUCGAAUAAUCAGUAGCCAUGCUGGCCUAGGUGACAGCUCGUCUCAUGUAAUUUUCACUAUUGUAAAUUUUCACCCCAUAAGUUCAGUAAAUCUCGUGCGUUAAAUAUAAUACGAGUGGCAAGUAGUGUUCGUGAAUCGGCCGAAAAAAAUCUCUAGAAUUACACGUCAACUACAAUUUUUAUUAUGAAAAUUAUUGAAAAUACGGAAUUUCUCCGUACGGAUCAAUAAAAGUAAUCACACAACUUAGAGAUUUGCAUAAUUCGAUUAUAUUCAAGUAAAUCAGUUGAAUCUAUAUUGGUAGAGGUGAGGAAUUAUCCAAUGAUCCCGCUUAGUGAAACAACAAGGGCAUAGAAAUAUAAAUAUAAGUCAACAUGAGUAAAAGUAGAAUUCGCUAUGAAAAAAAUUCUGCUACUCGCAGCUUAGAAUGUGAUAUCACGCGACCUAGUUAUCAAAAAUGUCAAUAAUUUCUAUUCAACCACGUGUUUGCCUCUGUUAUGAAUACCCCCAUAUAUUUCUGUACCGAGAUAAGAAAACUACCAGAGUAAUUUCAACAGAAAUAAAAUAUCUUAGCUAAUUGUUCAGCAGGAAAAGGAACGAAGCGGGUAAAAUUACAUGCGAAUCCGAGGAAGCUUGGAAAUAUUGAAAUGAAUAUUAUAUUCUUUGAAUGGAGGCAGAACUAAUGAAUCUUGCAUUCAGCUGAAUAUUGAAUAAAAAGAUGCAAUACUCAUUUUUUCUUAUCCAAGCUGCCUCAGAAAACUACUUAAGCUUUUUCUACGCAAAACGUGGCUGUUAUUUAUAAAUUACAUCCAAGUUUUAGUCAGAUGGUUUCCAGUAAUGAUUAAUGAAUCAGACGAUCACAUUCCGAGUUGAUACAGUGACAUAUCUAUCACUUGAACAUUUUAACUAGGAGUUUAGAAUAAACUUUUUUGAAAAUAACCAUGGCAAUGCGAGGCAUAAAGUGUAUUAAUUGAACUAAUGAAUUUCUAGUCAUUUGAAUUUGGUUCUCAACUUGGGCACAAAAUAUUGAGUACAGUAGACUCUGGUUAGAGUCGACUGUUUUGCGGGAUAGGGGAAGCGAAUUCGGGAAGCGAAUUCGGAGCCCGACUUCCGGGAAAACUGGGAACGAUAAAAUGAAAAAUACUAUUUCUUUUCUCUCUCAAUUCAACACUUCAUUUUA
Diachasma alloeum is the source of this 4343-nucleotide messenger RNA. It is a transcript of the gene KCNQ, whose product is annotated as potassium voltage-gated channel subfamily KQT member 1. NCBI's taxonomy places the organism in Eukaryota, Metazoa, Arthropoda, Insecta, Hymenoptera, Braconidae. Gene Ontology annotation, biological process: potassium ion transport; transmembrane transport. The record is from RefSeq and is a predicted model, not a curated record. The transcript has 12 exons. Gene Ontology annotation, molecular function: voltage-gated potassium channel activity. The coding region runs from base 1 to 1566 and encodes 521 amino acids. Gene Ontology annotation, cellular component: membrane; voltage-gated potassium channel complex.